CCAGGUUGCUUGGCAACGGCGCGCGUCCGCGGGCGAUGGCGGCAGCCGGGCCCGGGCGCCCCCGCGGGAGGCGGCGGCGGGAGGCGGCUGCAUCACAUCAUUUGGAAGAAAAUAACGUUCUAGAUGGAUGUUUUCUUCCAAAUGAAGUAGAUCUUCAUCACGUAAUUGUAUUGCCAAAAGCAGAAUGGGAAAGAAUUCAGGACAGUCUUGACAGCACAACUAGAGAAGCUGCGCGCAUCCUCGCUGAGCAGAAAGAAAGAGAAGAAAUGCGCUUACGCUCCAAAGCGGCUGUAAAAGACUGGCCCAACACCAUUAUGGGCCUGGCACAACGAAAACUUAAAGCCAAAAAAUUACGUGAAGAAAGGGAAGAGGAAGAAAGAAAGCGACUUGAUUUGGAAGAACAACAGUUCCAAGCAACAAAACGGAAGGAGGCUAUUGAUUGUGCAAAAACAUACCUCUACUAUCAGACUGAAAGAGUGAAAGGGUUCCAUAGUGCGCUUCUGCUUGCUGAGGUCCUAAAAGAGAGAGAUGCUCAAGUUGAAUUUAAAAAGUUAAAGUCAGACGUUAACAAAAAGAAGGAUGAAGAAAAGGAACACGAACGUAAGGAAGCUAUUCUCAGAGAGCAAGAAAAGGCACACCAGCAUUAUCUGAAUCAACAGGCACUACGCAGAGAUCAGCUGGAACAAAUAAAGGAGCGCAAGCAUCAGGCAUAUCUGGCCAAGCUAGAAGACAAAAGAGAAGGAGAACAGCUACAGAGAUUGAACCGAUUGUACCAAUUGGAAAUUCAGAGAAAAAUGGAAAAGGAACAGGAGGAAAAAGUUGAACACCAGAGGCUGUAUCACGAGCACGUAAGCGACCAGAAAAUUAUCAAAGCAAUAGAGGAACAAAAACAAAUGGAAGAAGAUGAUCGGAUUAAAGCUCAUUUUAAAGCAAAGCAAACUAUUGCCAAGCUGAUAAAAGAGAAAAAAGCUGAAAUGCAUAGACUAAAACAGGAACAUCAGGACAAAAUCGUUAGACAAUUAGCUGUACAAAUGAACGAGGCAUUAAAGAGGGAAGAUGAUCGUCUUGCUAGAGACAUUGAAAAAAAAGAAGCUGAACAAGAAAAAAAACGCAAAGAGAAAGAAGCAAAAGAAAAGGCAGCCAUGGAAUCGAUUGCUGAGCACAGAGCCGCUGUGCUGAAGAUGAAAGCGGAAAAGGAGAGAGAGGAAAAAGCAGAGGGUAAAAAAGAACUUCAUGCGUUAAUGGAAGAGAACCGCAUCUACUUGGAAAUGGAAAAAGCCAAGAAACAAAGACAACGUGAUGCAAGCAUGGAAGUACAGAAAAUUCAGAUCCAGCAAAUGGCUGAAAAACAGGCAAAACACCAGCAGGAAAAGCAAGCAGACUUGGACUACGAGGCUCAGAGAGAGGCUACUGCACUUUGUAAGGAGCGUGAGUUUCAGAGCUAUGCAAAGCAAGUAAUUGAAUCAGAGUCCAAGACUACACAUCAUCUUUAUCCUCUUCUCAAAGCAUACAAAGAUGGAAGAGGACUUGGAUACAGGCCAUUUUCCAGAGUAAGAGAAGGAAUAAAUACUAGUUUUCAAGCACAGGAUGAUGCUGGGACCCAGUUACCUUACAGCUGUACUACUGCUCAAGAAGUUAAAAACAUGAAAUAAUACUGAGACUGCAAGGAAAGGCAGAAGCAGUUUUCAUGUGGUCAACAAAAUAUCUUUUUGAACCUUAUGGGCAGAGUUGAACUGUAAACGAUCUACAUCAAAUACAUGCUAUGAAUCUGCAAGUCCAUUUGAAAAAAAAAUAAAUUGCCAGAGAACUGGUUAUAGUCUCAAAAAUCCCCAGCUUGUAUUUCAUGAAAGUUAGCUCAUUAAACUUGAGACAGAAAUGCAUGAUAUACAAUUGACAAUCAGUGUAACCCAUUCCAGCCAAAAGCUCACUAUUACUGUUAUAUUUUUGUUAUUCAUUAUUCUAAAAACUCACUGUCCCAGAUUUUUCAGGCCCUCGAUACAAAUUCCUAGUGCAAAAGGUCACAUUUUUCACAAGCCCACUUCCAGUUAAGUAUUCCCCAUAAUGGAAAAAACCAAAACAACUUUACAGAAUCUACAGGGGAAGAAAACACAACCUAAUACAUGUGAAAGUUAGAGUAGUUGCGCUGCAGUUUUUAUAGCAUUUUGUAACUACCUCUGUAAAACGUAUGUCAUGCUAUAAAUUAGUUAUAAUAAACAAAAAUACAAACAUGGUUUGAUCACAGCCCUUAAAAGGUCACCUAGGAGGCACAUAUGUCCCAAUAUAGCUGUAAAUAGCUACUACAAAAAGAGCACGGCAACAAGAACAACACAGUUGGAAUGUUCUUUCAAAAAGACUAACAAUGAUUCAAUCUGCGGGAAAUAAUCUGGAUCUGAAAUUGUUUCUCAGAUUCCUCAUGCGACUUAACUCUUCAACACCAAAGUCACACACGCAUCUAACUCCUUAAGCUUAGUUUCUUUGCUGAAAUUUUACCAUCACAUUCCUGCCUUAGACAGAGUUAGGGUUUCCUAUAAUGACUCCCUCCAUGAGUGCCCUGGGGUCUAAACAGGGCAUCCCCCUACUCUGGCAUCCAUGGAAAACAAAGUCCAAGAAACUUGAAGCUUUUCUUUGUUGCACACAACCUUCUGGUUCCAACCCCCCAGCUGCUCCCCCCUCUGUUGACCAAAUUAGA
Molecule: messenger RNA, 2689 nt
Organism: Chroicocephalus ridibundus (black-headed gull)
Lineage: Eukaryota; Metazoa; Chordata; Aves; Charadriiformes; Laridae
Product: cilia- and flagella- associated protein 210-like
Exons: 9
Coding region: 36-1652 (538 amino acids)
Source: RefSeq, a predicted model, not a curated record